ACUUUAAUAAGCUGCAUAGCAAAGCACAUAUAGAUAGGAGGAUGAUAUAACACCAACACCAACACGCAGGCCGAGGCUCACCAUUUCCACAGAACCAUGUGCACCUUAGAGAAGCGUGGAAACCUCUUCUUCCUCACUCUCACCGGCGACGACGACCACCGUCUAAGUCCGGCCGUCAUCGAUUCCCUCAUCUCCUCUCUCUCUCAGGUCGCCUCCCAAGCCACCCGCGGUUCCGCCCUCAUCACCACCGCACAGGGCAACAGGUUCUUCUCCAAUGGCUUCGAUCUCGCCUGGGCCCAAUCCGCAGGCUCCAAAUCAGUCGCCGCGGACCGUCUCAACCAGAUGGUCGUCUCCUUCAAACCGGUUGUCGGAGCUCUUCUCUCUCUUCCGAUGCCAACCAUCGCCGCCUUACCCGGCCACGCCGCUGCCGGAGGAUUCCUCUUCGCUCUCUGCCACGAUUACAUCCUCAUGAGGAGCGAUAGAGGUGUGCUGUACAUGAGCGAGGUGGACUUGGGGCUUCCGUUCCCGGAUUACUUCACGGUGGCGAUGAGGUCGAAGAUCGGAUCGGUGUCGGCUCGGAGGGAUGUGAUGCUGAGAGGGAUGAAGAUCAAGGGCGAGGAAGCUGUGAGGAUGGGGAUCGUGGAUUCGGCGCACGAUAGCGCGGAGAGCACGGUGGAGGCUGCGGUGCGCUUGGGGGAGAAGUUGGCGUCGAGGAAGUGGGACGGUGAAGUGUACGCCGAGAUUAGGAAGGGGUUGUACCCGGAGUUAUGUGGCGUGCUUGGAUUGGCUGCCAAAGUCAUUACUCCGAAUCUUUGACAACAAAUUUUUUUUUUUUUAAUUUUUAUUUUAUUUUAUUUUUUUGUUUUCAGUUCCAUCUCGGAAAUAAGACUUUUAUACUGAGGCCUUUCCUCGUACAGGUAACGUACAAUCAUAAUGAGUUUAUUAGAAAGCCACUCUUUUGACUACGGAAAAUUCUUUCUUUGGAUAAAAUCUUCCUUGAGUCUUAUUUUGAGGCUGUGCAUAACUCCCGAGUUACCAGUGAGUGGUAUUAUUGGACUGAUCCUAUGGUGGGAAAUGUUCUUCAUUUUAGAUAAUGAAACCAUUCCAUGACCUUGUCUUCUCGGAUUCCAGCUUUUUACGUGUGUAGUUCCCGUUCCCUAUUCGUCCUGGUCCCUGUGAAAGGUCCAGUCGAUGGGAAAGGAAUUCUGGCAAGGGAAAUUCGGCAAACAAGUGAUAGGGAUAAGGCAAGUCUCCCCCGGAAAGGAACUGGAAAAGCUCAAAAAAGCACUCUUGAGCUUGACCUUUCAGUUUUCCUCUAUGUACCGGUCCUGAAUUCCAAACCCAAAUAAACCGGGGAAGCUGCGACCCAUUACACAGUGCUAAACAGAAACGGUUUACAAAACCCAAAAGGCCCAAAGGCUAACUGCCUACAAAGGGGAGAGAUAGCCGGUAAGCCUCUCUCCUGGGCAACAAAAAAAAGGCAAAAACCAGGGAAAACAAUCCAGUUUAAUAUGACCUACAAGGCUUUUUUCCUGACACCAUUUGCUGACAAAAUGGGCUACAAAACUUCUUUCUCUAGGGAUCCAUGCAAAACGAACAUCUUUGAAACAGGUUUUUAGCCGGAUAAUAGUUUCUAGAAUUCCAUCUGCCAACCAGUGGUUUGAAUGAAGGGCUUGGUCGUUUAUGUUAUCAAUGACUGUCUUAUUUUUAUCUACGAUAAUUAUCUGCUUUUAAUUGCUUUUA
Molecule: messenger RNA, 1743 nt
Organism: Ziziphus jujuba (common jujube)
Lineage: Eukaryota; Viridiplantae; Streptophyta; Magnoliopsida; Rosales; Rhamnaceae
Product: enoyl-CoA delta isomerase 2, peroxisomal
Exons: 1
Coding region: 97-816 (239 amino acids)
Biological process (GO): fatty acid beta-oxidation
Cellular component (GO): peroxisome
Molecular function (GO): enoyl-CoA hydratase activity; delta(3)-delta(2)-enoyl-CoA isomerase activity
Source: RefSeq, a predicted model, not a curated record